AUGUUCUGCCUGCAGACCUAUAGCAUCUUCCCUCACCUCCUCCUUCUUCCUUCCACCAACUCCCCAGCCAACACCCCCACGUGGCUCAGCUUGACAAUGGCCGCGGUGUCUAGUGCGCCCGAGCAGACUCAGUCCCAAAUUGAUGAAGAGACCCUUGCUCGUCUCCGCAAUGUUGGCUCUCGCGUUCGCAAGAGCGUCACGGAGGGCUUCCAGCGUACCGUUUCAGUCCCUGCGAACCCACAACAGUUCGCGACGACACGCCUGCCUUUCACCAACACUCCCUUCUUCAUCUCCUCGAACGACGCCAUGCGUGAGAUGAUCGCCCAACGCGAGGCUGUGAAGAACAAAGGACCUGCCUCCGCUCCGUCCUCUCCUCAGCAACGCCCGAAACGCAUUCACAACGGUGCUGACGAAGACAGCGACGUUGAACCUCUUGGAGGCGCCGAUGACGACAUUGAGGUCGAUCUGAGCGACGACGAAGAUAUGAGCCCAUCCGCUCGCGCCGCGGCUCUCAAGCUCAGGGAGGAGAAAGCGAAGCGCGAGAUCCUCCCGUUGAAGAGGAGCGCGAGUCGCGGAGCAGGGACGCAAUCGCUGCCGCCCAGCAUGUUCCGUUUCUCUCACGAAGGUCAGGGUGCAGCCGGGAAGUCCCAACCCGCUGUCGAGAAGAUCGAGGAGGAGGAAGAUUGGAGCGGCAACUUUGGUGGUGCGGGCAACUCUGUUGUCAAUCUCGAUCUCGAGCUCUCUUAA
Epithele typhae is the source of this 747-nucleotide messenger RNA. RefSeq lists its product as uncharacterized. Bases 1 to 747 code for a protein of 248 amino acids. NCBI's taxonomy places the organism in Eukaryota, Fungi, Basidiomycota, Agaricomycetes, Polyporales, Epitheliaceae. The record is from RefSeq and is a predicted model, not a curated record. The transcript has 4 exons.